Messenger RNA from Cyprinus carpio (common carp), 5920 nucleotides. RefSeq names its product PHD finger protein 21A-like. The transcript is spliced from 16 exons. Gene Ontology annotation, cellular component: histone deacetylase complex. Bases 1340 to 4003 code for a protein of 887 amino acids. The record is from RefSeq and is a predicted model, not a curated record. Lineage: Eukaryota; Metazoa; Chordata; Actinopteri; Cypriniformes; Cyprinidae. Gene Ontology annotation, molecular function: chromatin binding. Gene Ontology annotation, biological process: negative regulation of transcription by RNA polymerase II.
UUAUUAUUUUGUAUUGUUUUCUGGUAGUUAGUAGUAGAGAUGCUUAACCACUAAGCCAUCUCAGCUUAUAUUUUUUCACUAGUUAAUAUUAGUUUUCAAGAAUUGUUAUUAUUUAGUAUAUUAUAAAUAUGGACAAUGUGCUUUUAAAAUGAAGAAAAUGUACAUAAUCAGCUUAGGUUUUCAUAAUCAUUCCCAACUUUUGUGGGCACCCAAGCUGACACAGAUCUCUUCUUAAAGUUCCAGUGAUCCUAAUAUUUAGUUGUGUGUUAUUAUAGACUUUAUUUGAUCAACGACUGGCAGAGUGACUCAUACACUUGUCGAUUUGAGAGGAUGUCGUUUCCUGUGCAUUGUAGGCUGAAGGUCCUGAGAUACCCAUCUGCCGUGUGGUCAUGACAGAUGUCAUCGCUGGCGAGUACAGGCUUCGCUUAAUAUCUCAGAACUCCAUUUGGCAGAACUGCACAAAGGACAAAUCCGAUGCUUGGGUUUUGGAGAAGAUAUUUUUAGGUCUGUGAAGACGCCGGGAGAUGCGCAGGGAUGCAGGACUUUUUUGUCGUGGGGUUCAUAGACGGGAUGAGCAAUUAGAAACCCGCUGAAUGCUGCGCUUGCAAUGUUGCCCCUUUUAACACAGACUGUAUAAGAGAGAGAGAGGGAAUUGGAGUGUCUCUCUCCCAUCUAAUAGUGUGUGUGUGUUUCAUCUUGUGAAGGGAGUUGGAGAGAGCGUGUGAACACCAGUCUUAGUGCCAGCUGGUAAGUCCUCUAAUAGCCUCUGUUAUAAUUGUCCUCUUGGCACAGGGCCGCACACCAAAAUCAAUGAGAGUGAAUGAAUGUCUGUAACACUGCCUCCGUUUCGCUCAUUGUUACACUAAGCAUCAAGGUUGUUUGAUUUGUCCGUCAUGCAAACAGUCCUGCCCAUCUUCUCGAUUGCAACAAUUUUGAUCCUCCACCAACUCUAGUUUUCCCAGAAAAUUGCUUUUCAAAAAACCCUCUUGAGUUUUUUUUUUCUCCUCGUUGUCCCGUUUGGCCAAAAUACUUUUUUGAACCUAAACAAGAGCUUCUUGCAGUGCGGAGUUGCAGAAUGCGAACUGAAUAAAGCGUGUCUGUUUACUACCACCUGAGACAUCAUGAAUCACGCCGCGAUUUACAUUUGUUCCCUCAAACCCUAUUAUAUACCGACUUGUGUUCCCCUUCGUGGUGGUAUUGGAUUAAGUUAACCGCUGAGCAUCUCACAAAAUAAAGCUUAAAUACAUAAAAUAGAAAAAAAAGUGCAAAACCUCUCUUGUUUGAUUUCUCUAGACAGGCUGAAAGUUUCCUGGGACUCUCUUUCUGGUGAACUGGAUCAAUGAUGGAAUUGCAAACAUUACAGGAGGCCCUGAAAGUGGAAAUACAAGUCCAUCAGAAACUUGUUGCCCAAAUGAAGCAGGAUCCACAGAACGCAGAUCUGAAGAAACAACUUCACGAGCUCCAAGCGAAAAUCACAGCUCUGAGUGAGAAACAGAAAAAAGUGGUUGAGCAGUUGAGGAAGGAGUUGCUGGUGAAACAGGAGCCUGACUUGAAACUGCAGAUGCUCCCAGCAACCGCAGACGGUAAAACCGUGCUGCUGACGUCCACCUGUCCCCCUUCACAGCUGCCCACAGGGCCUCCACACAACCAGGGGGCGCCACAGACUCUCACCGUGACGCCGGUUAUAACUGCAAAGACUCUACCUCUCGUGCUGAAAGCUGCCACCUCCACCAUGCCUGCUUCCAUGGCAACACAACGCCCUACAGUCGCCAUGGUCACUGCCAUCAGCAACCCCCCGAGACCCGGCGCCAAUUCUGACUCCCAGAGCACACCAAUCAACCUUCAGGUGGCCAGCAAGCUACCCAAUCAGGAUACAGAUGCGGGCACACGGAUUGUGUCCAAGAAUGUUAUUGUCGUGCAGGCCACCACCACCUCUGCCCAGCCCAUCAAAGUUCCCCAGUUUGUCCCUCCUCCUAGAUUGACGCCUCGACCCACCUUUCAGCCACAGGUUCGACCAAAACCCCCCACGCCCAUCAAUGUGCCCAUCGCUCCAGCUCCUCCUCCCAUGGUGGCGGCUCCUCUAAUCCAGCGGCCCCUGAUGCUCACCACCAAGCUGACGUCAUCUCUGCCUACCUCUGCCGGGCCCAUUCAUCAGGUGCACAUUGUGAACGGACAACAGUGCGCCACCAUUGACAAGACCACGACUGCAGUCACGAGUGGCACCACGCAAGUCACAGGCAUUGUCAUCAGUCCUGCCCAGACACUUCAAAUCAGCAACCUUAACUCAGACUUGAAGACUGUGAAACCACAGGGAGGACCAGAACAGGUGGUCACAAGUACACCACCCUCAUCCUCUCCUCCUCUUCCUCCUCCUCCAGCUCAAAAAUCAAAACGUGAGGAGAGCCCACAGAAGCUUGCCUUUAUGGUGUCUCUUGGGUUGGUGACAUAUGACCAUCUUGAAGAGAUUCAGAGCAGAAGACAAGAACGUAAGAGGAGAACGACAGCCAACCCAGUGUACAGUGGAGCAGUGUUUGAACCUGAGAGGAAAAAGAAUGCUGUCACUUACUUGAACACUCCACUGCAUCAAGGCACCAGGAAGAGAGCCAAUGAGGAUCCCCUCUCUAAGGUAUGUUGCAACCAGAAAAUGCCAUUAUUUUAUUUCAUCUUUGUGUUUUUUUUUUCUUUCUUUUUCCCUUUUCCUCCUCCUCCAUUUUUUUCUAUUCCUUUUGGUUUUGUUCUUUUUUUGUUUGUUUUUCUUUUCUUGUCUGUCUCAUUUCACUCAGGUCGCCCUCCCAAAUACAGCACCACCACAACCACCACCAGCAGCACAGCGGUGCCGGAGCUGGGCUGCAACCCCCUGCUCUCCCCCACCAGCAGCCUUCCCGCCUCCCCAGCCCCUGAGCGGCCUGACACGGGGGGCUUUCCCCUCUCUGUCCACCCUCAUUCUGUCCCCCAGCCCAGCCCCAGCUCCGGGGAUGGAGACAUCCAUGAGGAUUUCUGCACUGUGUGCAGACGCAGUGGACAGUUGCUCAUGUGUGAUACAUGUUCGCGUGUCUACCACCUCGACUGCUUGGACCCACCCCUCAAAAACAUUCCCAAAGGCAUGUGGAUCUGUCCUAAAUGUCAAGACCAGAUUCUGAAGAAGGAAGAGGCCAUUCCAUGGCCAGGAACCCUAGCAAUCGUCCAUUCCUACAUUGCUUACAAAGAAGCAAAAGAAGAAGAGAAGCAGAAAUUAAUGAAAUGGAGUGCCGAACUAAAGAUGGAACGAGAGCAACUAGAACAGAGAGUGAAACAGCUCAGCAACUCUAUAACAAAAUGCAUGGAGACAAAGAACAGCAUACUUGCCCGUCAGAAGGAGAUGCAGGCCUCUCUGGACAAGGUAAAACACCUGGUCCGCCUCAUCCAGAGCUUUAACUUGACUCAGCCCAUGGAGACGGACAUCCUACAGGAUUCUAAACAGGACUGCACAGAGUUAGGGAGCAUGAAAGACUCAAAGGAUGCUACACAAGUGUGUGUGCAGGAGAGUCCCACUGAGCCUAGCGUGCAAGUACCAGUCACCGUAGCAGUUCCCGAAGUGAAGGCAGAGCCAAAGGUGGGUGAAAUGGCAGAGCCAGCGGCCGCAGUCACACCUGAAGCUGCAUCAGGUGAAUCAGGAGUUAGUGUCCCGGAAGUUCUCAAAACCACAGUUAGCGAGGAGAUGAUAGAUACAGCAAAAAUGGCGGAGCCUGUGGAAUCGCCUCAGGCCAGGGAUGUAAAGACUAAUGGAGGAACGGACUGUGUUUGUACCGACUUGAACCCAGAAGAAGAGAAGGGUGCUGUCGAUAAUGCAGACUCUGAGAACAUCCCUCCCAAUGACAGCAGUUGUGUAGAGGAUGCUGGGAAGAUGGAAGUAGAGCUGCAGGAAGAUGGAAGUCAUGGCUUGAACACCAACAACGGCAAAACCUCAGAGCCUUCUCAGCAGGCUUUGCCAGCCCCUCUAAGCAGCGUGGAUAACCCCAAAUAGUUCUCAGUCUCACACUAAACACACUUACAUCACCAAAACAUUUAAACAGAUUUCCUAUUGCACCUUGGACUGGUGCACAGAGUUGCCAAUCUAUACGUAUAUAUAUAUAUAUAUUAUACAUAUAUAUAUAUUAUCUAUAUCCAAAUAAAUGUUGUCGGUUUUUUUUUUUUCUUUUCUUUUCCCUUUACUUUUUUUUUAAUGGUAAAACUGUCAACAGUACUUCUUCAUCCAAGGCAAACUAGUCUUGUUUCUUGUAGACUAAUAGAGCCCAAACUUGUGGGUGAAAAGGGUGAUUUACGAAAGAGUGUCAUGCCAAUUAUUAGAUUAUUAAAAAACAAAAAUAGUAGUUUAAUAAUAUUAAUAAUUAAUAUUAUAAUAAUGAUGAUGGUGAUAAAGAUGAUGGAUGAUUGAUCAGAUCAGACCAGUGUGUGCCUCCAACAUGGGGUUUGUUUCAUAGGUUGUCUUAGUUGUCUUCUCCUCGAGAGGAGAAGGCAGGGCAGAUGUGUCCAAAGACUGCAUGACUAAGCCCACACCCUGUGCACCUCCAGCCAGAGUGGACCGGCAAUACCAAAAGCUUUUCUUUCCAAACAUGACAAAAAAAAAUCAACGCAUCAGUAUUCGCCAGUUACUAGGCAGAGGUUUAGAAUCCUGUUGGCGUGGGUUAGACUAAAUCAGGACUGCCUAUAGCAACCUCUCUAAUUUCUCUCCUCCACCCUACAUCUUGUCUGCAUUUCCCAGUUACCUAUAAGAAGUGUCCCGUCUCCAUGUCAUCUCAGGCUAAUCAAUGGUAGAGCGCAUGGCAAAGCCUAUCAAGAUCUUUUGACAAAGGGCUGGAAGAGGAAGCUACACCAGAAGUCACAUUUCGGUAACAGCAACAAAUCAUGCGCGAUAGAUUAGUCUGAAAAACGGUGUUGGUUCUGUGUAUUGAAUGAGUCUCGUUCUAAAGUCGGUGUGUGUGUACUCAAUGCUGUUUGUGGAUUUUUUCCCCCCGCUUUUUUAAGAAAAAAUAUAUUCAGGUCUUCCUAGUCUUCAUUGAAAAAUAAGUGCUUUUCUGUUUCAUGAAACAGUCGUUUUUUAUCACUGGUGUUUAAAAUUGGCAUGAAUUAUGCAAGCAGCUUUCUCAAUCUCGAGAGAUGCACAUUGCAUAAUGAGUGUCUGUUUUUAUUUGAAUUCUGAACUGCCAAAUGCUUUUUUUUUUUGAAAAUAAUGGAAAUAUCCUCUUACAGUGUGUUUAGUCUAGAAUAUAAUGGACUAGUCCCCCAUUUUUUUUCCAAAAUCUUUUUUUUUCCUUGAAAAACAAUAAUGACUGAAUUUGCUGUCUUAAACUUGAGGGUUUGAUGUAUGAGCCAAAUUGAGUAAUAAGGAAACUACAGAAAACCCUUAAUUAAAGCACAAGCUUUAUUGCAGAUAACUUCAGCAAACGCACUAAAAACCUCUUAAGAGACUUUCUGAGCAAAAUUUUCAAAAGCGCUUAAAUCUUAUCUGUUGGUUUUUACGCUUGCCAACAUAACAUCCUGUAAAAAGGAAAACAGCAGCCAGUUGCUUACGUACAAAGUGGGAAGCACUGUUUAUGACAGUCUUCUGCUGGUUUUUGCUGGCUUUUAUUUGUGUUGCAUAGUAUCUUAACCUGUCCCAGGUAACAUCUUAAGUCUUAAUUGUUUUAAGAGUAAUGCACAGCUGGCACCUUUUAUUACGUUAAUGUCAGGCCAUUACAAAAAAGCAUAUCCCUUUUAGCUUUGUAAUGACAGCCACUCAUGCUAGGAUUGAACAAUUUACGCAUAUCAAAUGCCACAUAUCCGUUUUGGAUGUUAUGUCAGACCUUAUUUUGACUAUUGGGGAUUUCAAAAUGACAAUGCUUUUCUCAUUCUGGCUGUUUAAACAUGAGAGAUAACCUACCACAAUAUGGAUUCUGUUUUU